AUGGGCCAAACCUGUACCACCGUUCAGGUUGAGACUGGAGAGAGGUCACAACUCACCGGUUACAAUCCCGCCCCCGAAUUCUGCUCGAAUUUCCAAGUCGGACAGCACUUAUGCUGCUCAGAGCUCGAUCAGCAUGUCUGCUGCUCCAAGGGAGACUUGCCCGACUUCUCCCCGCAGCCCAACCCGGACGGUUCAUGCCAUACCUACACUGUUCAGGCCAACGACAAUUGUUGGGAUAUUGCAGCGGCUUACUACAUUACACAGCAGCAAAUCAAUGACUUCAACCAGAACACAUGGGGCUGGGCGGGUUGUGCCAACCUCAUGCUGGAUGCCAAGAUCUGCCUUUCAACAGGUUCACCGCCCAUGCCAGCCCCAUUUGCCAACGCCAUUUGCGGACCCCAGGUUCCCGGGACCCUCAAGCCCGCCAACAUGAACGACCUUGCGACCCUCAACCCAUGUCCCCUCAACGCUUGCUGCAACGUCUGGGGACAAUGUGGUAUCGACGAAAACUUCUGCAUCCCAAGUCCAGUCCCUGGAGGUGGACCCGGCACGGCCACACCAGGAUCAAACGGUUGUAUCGCCAGUUGCGGUAUGGACAUCGUCGGAGACACUACUCCUCCUGCAGAGUUUAAGCGGAUUGCUUACUGGGAGGCAUGGAAUGCAAACCGUCCUUGUCUUCACAUGCCUGCGAACAGAAUCGACACCAACUACUACACCCACGUCCACUUCGCCUUUGGUGAUAUCACCCCCGGCUUCCAAGUCGACGUCAGCAAUCUCCAGGGACCUUACAACGAUUUCAAGGCCCUGACGGGUGUGAAACGUAUCAUAAGUUUUGGCGGUUGGAGCUUCUCAACAUCACACGACACCUAUGCCAUCUUCCGAUCUGGUGUCACUCCAGCUCAACGAUACGCUUUUGCUCAGGAUGUCGUCAAUUUCAUCAUCAACGAAGGCCUCGACGGCGUCGACUUCGACUGGGAAUAUCCCUCCGCCCCAGACCUCCCCGACAUCCCCCCGGCCAACCCCACCGACGGCCAGGACUACCUCUCCUUCCUCCAAACUGUCCGCUCUUUGCUGCCAAGCCACCUCAGCAUCAGCAUCGCAGCCCCUUCCUCGUUUUGGUAUCUGAAAGGCUUUCCCAUAGAUGAGAUCGCCGAUGUGGUUGACUACAUAGUAUACAUGACCUACGACCUCCACGGCCAAUGGGACUACAACAGCCCCUGGUCCUCCCCGGGUUGUCCCACCGGCAACUGCCUCAGGCACCACACCAACAAGACCGAAACCCUCACCUCCCUCGCCAUGAUCACCAAGGCGGGCGUCCCCUCGUCCAAAAUCAUCAUCGGCAUGGCGUUGUACGGACGCACGGUGAAGAUGAGCAUACCGGGGUGUUGGGGACCGGAUUGUUAUUUUACCGGUCCGGCAUCGGGGGCUGAGCCGGGGAGGUGUACAGCUGAAGCUGGGUAUCUGUCCAACUGGGAGAUUGAGGAGAUCAUCAAGAGUGAUCCGAGUGCUUUUCGGUAUAGUGAUGAGCAUGGGGAUAUUUUGGUGUAUGGGGAGGGUCAGUGGGUGAGUUGGAUGUCGAGGGGGAGUUAUGAGGCUAGGGUGGGGUGGGUGAGGGGGUUCAAUAUGGGGGGGACAAGUGAUUGGGCGGUGGAUUUGGGUGAGGAUUGGGGGGAGGGGGCUUUCGAGCCUGGUGAUCCGUCCUGGCUCACCACGCUCACCAGCGAGCCUGGUGAUCCGUCCUGGCUCACCACGCUCACCAGCGAGCCUGGUGAUCCGUCCUGGCUCACCACGCUCACCAGUGAGCCAGAGAAACGUUACCGCAAUACUACUCGCGAACGAACAGUUCUUUCUGAUUCGAUUGAACAGGACGGUAUCGAAAUCAUGCCUUGCUCCCGCUACUGGCGCGCGAAGCCCCAAGGGCGCUGUAUCAUGAAAGAGGGGUCGAACCGCUGCUCGAACUGCGUUCGAGCAGGCAAGCCGUGUAACGGUCCUAACGUGGCCGACUCCCUAAUAAAGAACUUGUCGGAACAGAAGAAGAUUGAUGACGAGAUAGCCGCAAAAGAGAACUUGCUGGCCGAGACGUUAAGUGCCUUGACUCGCCUGCGUAAGCAGCGUGCGUCGAUGCGUGACUGGGGUUCCGAGCUCUUCCGUCGAGGCAUGGAGUCUCUGGACGAGGCCGAUGGCGUAUCGUCUCCUACAGACCCUUCCCAAGAGCAGUGUCUUGUUGGUCGGGCUCAGUCAAUGGGUACCUUUGGAGUGGUGGAUUGGGAGGCGGUUGAGGUCGCUCCCUCAGAUCCUGGCAUGGCCCCUAACUCCCCCGCUGGCCUUAACUGGCCGCCUGACCUUUCCUUGGAUCCGGGCACGGCCGGUCCUUCCUUCCUCGCCGCGCCAGAUGCCGCCGAUGGCGCGCCUCCCACUUCCCAAGGUGCCUGA
This is a messenger RNA of Podospora pseudopauciseta, 2433 nucleotides long. RefSeq lists its product as uncharacterized. The transcript is spliced from 9 exons. Bases 1 to 2433 code for a protein of 810 amino acids. Gene Ontology annotation, molecular function: hydrolase activity, hydrolyzing O-glycosyl compounds; chitin binding. Gene Ontology annotation, biological process: carbohydrate metabolic process. NCBI's taxonomy places the organism in Eukaryota, Fungi, Ascomycota, Sordariomycetes, Sordariales, Podosporaceae. The record is from RefSeq and is a predicted model, not a curated record.